Aspergillus terreus NIH2624 is the source of this 906-nucleotide messenger RNA. RefSeq lists its product as uncharacterized. Bases 1 to 906 code for a protein of 301 amino acids. NCBI's taxonomy places the organism in Eukaryota, Fungi, Ascomycota, Eurotiomycetes, Eurotiales, Aspergillaceae. The record is from RefSeq and is a predicted model, not a curated record. Gene Ontology annotation, molecular function: monooxygenase activity; oxidoreductase activity, acting on paired donors, with incorporation or reduction of molecular oxygen; iron ion binding. The transcript is spliced from 4 exons.
AUGCCUGCACGGCCGUCACCGGGACCUGGACGCAGAUUCCGUCGCCGAUCCCUCAGUACAGUUCUCCUGAACAUCCUGUUCUUCGUUGUCCACCGCCUCUACUUCCAUCCCCCGUCUCGCUACAAUGGCCCUCUCCUCUGGGCGCUGACUCGCGUCUUCUACAUGCUGGCUUUUCGCUCUGGGCAGCUGGCACACAAGAUCAAGCAGUUCUACGAGCAGUACGGCGACACCGUUCGCGUCCCCAACGAAGUAUCCUUCAUCAACUCCGACUGCCUUCGGCGAAGACUUUGGCUGUCUCGAGCACAAUCGCUACCACGAGUGGGUGGGGGUCCAGGUCUACUCGCUGAACGCCAAGGUGCAGCUGGCGGCCUGUCGGUUCUACCGUUGGCUCUUUCGGCUGCUGGUGCGGUCGAUGCUGGCCUCAGCGCAGGUAGCGAUGGCCAAGCAUCAGGCGAGGCCCCUGUCUUCAAUGCGGCGAUUAAGGAAGGCAUUCGCUUGACCUCACUGGUGCUGUUGGGGCUGACGCGCCGCGCGCCAUCGGGGGGAGCCAUCUUUUGCGGCGCUUACUUUCCCGAGGGGACGGUGGUCUCCUACAUGCAAUGGGCGGCGAACGUGUCGGCCAAGAAUUUUACAGACCCCACGGAGUUUACGCUGGAGCGGUGGCUGCCACCCGUGGGACCGCGAUACCAGCACGACCGGACGGACGCGACCCAGCCGUUUCUGCAGGGGCCGCGGGAUUGUCUCGGGCAGAACCUGGCGAAGAUGGAGAUGGCGCUGACCGUAGGGCGUCUGUUGUACGAGUUUGAUCUGUCGGUGCCGGCGGGCAUGGGAGGAGCAGGAGACGUAUACGGUGUGGGUGAAGUCGCCGCUGGGGGUGCAGAUGAAGGGGGUGGUGAUGUGAGUUGA